AGUGUAGUCCAACCACUUUCUGUUUCCAGGCACCCCAGUGAUUUCGCAGAGGAACAGUGCCAAACUUUGAUCAAACUGUUCAACCUGAAGUGUAGCACAAUGGAGUUGAGUUUGUGUGGAAUGAAGCUUGGUCUUUUCACUAUACUGCUAAGUUUGCCAUCCUGCUUUGGGGUUCCUGCGGCCCAUGUGAUCCUGAGCAGAACAGACGCUAGCCAGGUGCUUCUGAACCGCCAUCGUCGUGCCAAUUCCUUCAUAGAGGAGCUGAAAUUGGCGGACUUGGAGAGGGAGUGUCUGGAGGAGAAGUGUUCAUACGAGGAGGCCAGGGAGAUCUUCUCUAUACCUGACCAACUGGAUGCGUUCUGGAGGGUUUACACAGAGGUGGACCACUGUAAAUCAGAGCCAUGUCAAAAUGGGGCCACUUGUGACACUCAGACAAAUACUUACAUCUGUAUAUGUCCACCCAUGUUUGAGGGACGGAACUGCGACAAAGAAAUACUUAAUUCUUAUGGCUGUCUAUAUAAGAAUGGAGGGUGUGAGCACUUCUGUACCGAGGCUGAAGAUUUAACCUCCAGCUGUCACUGUGCUCCUGGAUACAGCCUGUCUACAGACAACAGCAGCUGUGUGCCACAAGUUAAAUUUCCUUGUGGCAGAACAGAUGUGACAAACGUUGGCCCAAGGAUUGUUAAAGGACAUAUAUGUCCUAAAGGAGAGUGCCCCUGGCAGGCAUUACUUGAAUAUGAAGGCCAGUAUAAAUGUGGGGGAAUUAUUCUAGACUAUCAAUGGAUCCUCACAGCAGCUCACUGCGUCUGGAAACAACACCCAUCCAAACUACAAGUGUCAGUAGGUAAGCACAACCGAAAUGUGAAGGAGGCCACAGAGCAGCUAAGAAAAGUGUCAAAGGUGUUGAUCCACCCACAGUACAACUUCACGACAUCUGAUAGCGACCUGGCCCUGCUGAGGCUGCGCCGGAACAUCUCACUAAACUCAUAUGUAAUACCGAUCUGCCUCCCCCCAGCACAAGGCACAUUUGAUCGCACGCUGAAAACAGUGCGCACCUCCACCGUGAGUGGCUGGGGCCGACUCUCUCAGUUCGGGCCUCCAUCCCUCAUGCUGCAGAGGCUGGAGGUGCCCUUGGUUCCCCUGGUGAGCUGCCAAGCCCACUCUGGUCUCAGGGUGACCAAUAACAUGCUCUGCGCUGGCUACAGGGAGGGAGGCCGCGACGCGUGUCAAGGGGAUAGUGGGGGUCCCCUGGUAACCAAAUACAACACCACAUGGUUCCUGACGGGCAUAGUGAGUUGGGGGAAAGGCUGUGCUCGCGCGAAUAUGUAUGGUAUCUACACUCGCGUGGCCGUCUUUGUGGAGUGGAUUACAAACAACAUGGCUAAAGAAUGAAUGGAUUUGUUGGGGAAGAACUGAUCUUGAAGAAAAUUAAAAAUCUUAAAAUAUAUUUAAAAAAAUAAAAUCUUAAAUCUUUAUUUGAGUGGAUUCAGUAUUACAAUGAUGAAUACUGAGUAUUUUAUUUUUAGUGUCAAAUACCAGUUCUGUUUCUCACAACAUUUAAAAUACAUGUAUUAUUGUACCUUUUAAUUUGUAAAGUAU
Molecule: messenger RNA, 1599 nt
Organism: Electrophorus electricus (electric eel)
Lineage: Eukaryota; Metazoa; Chordata; Actinopteri; Gymnotiformes; Gymnotidae
Gene: f7l
Product: coagulation factor VII, like
Biological process (GO): blood coagulation; proteolysis
Cellular component (GO): extracellular region
Molecular function (GO): calcium ion binding; serine-type endopeptidase activity
Source: RefSeq, a predicted model, not a curated record